This is a messenger RNA of Clunio marinus, 2129 nucleotides long. Lineage: Eukaryota; Metazoa; Arthropoda; Insecta; Diptera; Chironomidae. The record is from the annotation of a GenBank genome assembly.
CUCGUUGGAAAGCUGAACGAUAAAGCCGCAAAAAUAUUAGUGCAAUUUAAAAUUAGUUAAAUUUCUUCAAUUCAUAAUUUUUUUUCUUUUGUUUGUGUUUAAUGUUUUUAAAUGACAAUGCAAGAAAAUAAUUCUGAAAAAGUGAUAUCUGCCGAAAGUAAUAAAAGUAUAACAGUCGCACAAUUCUUGGAAGGCAAAAAUGUGUUCAUAACUGGUGGAACAGGAUUCUUAGGGACAUUACUGAUUGAACGACUUUUAAACUCAACACCAAAAAUCGGGAAAAUUUAUUUAUUAGUCCGUGCUAAGCAUGGGGUUAGUCCUGAAUGUCGGAUCCAACGGCUAAUGUCCAAAGUUAUUUUCGAUAAACUUAACGAUGAUGAUAAAGCCAAAGUAAUUCCGGUUGUUGGAGAACUAAGUGAAGCUAAUUUUGGUAUUGUUGGAGAUCUGUUGGAAAAACUUCUUAUGGAUGUAAACAUUGUUUACCAUGUCGCUGCCACGAUAAGAUUCAAUGCGUUCCUUGGUGACGCUAUUAAAACUAAUUUAGUUGGUACUCAAGUGGCUGUCAAUUUCGCUAAGCAACUACACAAUCUCGUGUCUUUCAUUUACGUUUCAACAGCAUUUUGUAAUAGUUGUUAUCUGAAUCAAGGGAUCAAAGAACAAGUUUAUCCUUCCCAUCAUGAUCCACAUGAGAUGAUUAAAUUAGUUGAUGAUAACAAUAAUGAAACGAAAGAACUUCCAAAGACUGGCACAAAGGAACUUCAAGAAAUUUUGGGUAUUCAUCCAAAUACUUAUACAUUUACGAAACAACUUGCUGAAAAUUUAAUACUCAAAGAAAUGAGAAAUUUACCUGCUGGAAUCAUAAGACCAUCAAUUGUUUAUGGAACUUAUAAGGAUCCUGACGCUGGUUGGGUUGGAUCAGCCAACAAUGGGCAUAUUGGAUUUCUUGCGGGUUUCACAAAAGGUCUCUUUAGAACGAUGGGGGGAGAUCCAGAUUCAGUCAUGGAUUUAAUUCCUUGUGAUUAUGUGGUGAAUUCAACUAUUGUGCUUUCAUGGUAUGUUGGAAAAAGCCACAUAGAGACUCCUGAAGUAAUUCAUUGUACCAGCGGUGAAAUUAAUCCGUUAACAUUCGGCAAAUACUGCAGAAUGUUGAACAAAGCAACCAAAGCACAUCCAAAUGACUACAUCAUCUGUCAACCCAAAGUUAAAGUUCGAAAUGGUUUUCGUUAUAUGCUUUUCACUUAUUUAUUCCAUUAUAUUCCUGCAUUACUUCUCUACAUUCCUGAGAUGUUUCUCCAUAGUAGUAAAAAAUCAUCGAGAAGAACCAUCGAGUAUGUGAGAAUCUUUGACAAUGGCAUAAAAGCUUUUGAUUUUUUCGUUAGUCAAAACUUUCACUACAAUAUGAAGAAUUCAUUACGGAUUUUAGGAUGCCUUGAACCUGAAGACGCUCAAAAAUAUAACUACAAUGUUGAGUUUUGUGAUUGGGCUAAUUAUUUCGAAACUCAGAUCAUUGGAGUCCGAUAUUAUUUUUAUAAGGAAUCGAAAAAGACAAGCGUCUGGCAUCGAAUAAUGUGGCAUACAUAUGGAGUUGUUCAGUUUUUAUGGUACGUUGUUGCGUUCAUUUGGUUCAAAACAAUUCUAUCAUUGUUUUUCUCAACAACAGUCUCUGUAACUGUUUCUUUAUUAGUUCUUUUGUUUGUCAAAUGGAUUUAAAAUAGCCUGGUUAUUGAGUUUAUUGAAAGGAACUUAGGAUCGUUUAGAAUUUAUUUUACAACUUUACAUGGUUUAUUUAAAUACAUUGAUGUAACUUAAUUAUACAUAUUAUCCCCUUCAUUAAUAAUUUAUAUUUCAUAUUUUAGGUAGAUUAGAAUUUUGCUUAGAUAUGAGAAUUCGAACAUAAUUUGAGUAGCAUAACCAGUUUUUCCUCUGAAAAUCAAAUUGUAAGUUGUUGAGAAUUAAGGAUGAAUACUGCUUCAUGAAUCCGGGUUUAAAACCGAAACCACUAGUUUGAUUAAUUCUAGAUGAAAAAUUAAUUAUGCUACUCAAAUUUUAUUCAAUUUCUGACCCAUUUUUCUUUUUAUAUAAAAUUGAGGCAAUAAAAAAUUGACAUUUAAUUUCUAUAAACCUGAAAA